Messenger RNA from Punica granatum (pomegranate), 3242 nucleotides. The record is from RefSeq and is a predicted model, not a curated record. Lineage: Eukaryota; Viridiplantae; Streptophyta; Magnoliopsida; Myrtales; Lythraceae.
AAGGUUGUGAGGUUUGCUUGCUGCAUAUGAAAAUGUUGUCUUAGAAAACUGGUAAAAAAAAAAAAAAAACAAUGGAAAGGGUCCCAUUCUGCUCUGUUUUGGAACAUUUUCCUUCUGAUAAAGAAAAGGGAAGAAAAAACGUUCAUGUGUGCAGCACCCAAGAAAGCUCUCAGAUUCUCCAUUAAAUAUUCCCAGCAACACUUCCUCUUCUACUUCUACUUCCUCGCUCUGCUUCCUUCUCCUCCUCCUCUCACCCGCCUCCCCUUUUCUGUCUUUCCCGUCUUCUUCCCUUCUCCCCCGCCAGAGGCUGAAGGCAAGAAGAGAGUAGAAAUCACUCUCGGCCUCACUCAGUGAGCUUACUCUUCCCCACUAAUGGAGGGUUGGAUUUAAUGGGCAGUUCUUGCUCUUCCCUUCAACAUUCUUGGGAAGGGUGACUGUGUUUUUCUUGCUGGGGGCCUGGUACCAUUCAUUGUUUUCCCCGAAAAUGGAGGGCUUGCGCCGGUGGCACCUGGCGGCGGUGCUGGUGCUAUCAGCUUGGAUGCUCAUGGCGGGUGCUUGGUGUCAGGAGGAAGUCACUGCGGUGUACAUAGUUACCCUGAGACAAGCUCCUGCUGCUCAUGUCUACUACGAUGAACUUAGGAAGGGCAGGAAUGUCUUUCGCAAGGGAAGCUCUUCUGGGAGAUUAACAAGAAUGCACAAACCCAGGAAUGGUUCGCAGUCCCAUGGGAGCUCUGGUUCUUAUGUUGCCCGUGUUCAUGAUUCGCUGCUGAGGACAACAUUGCGAGGAGAGAAAUAUCUGAAACUUUACAGCUACCACUACCUAGUUAGUGGAUUUGCCGUUCUCGUCACCCCCCAGCAGGCAAACAAGCUCUCAAGGAGGAGAGAAGUGGCAAACGUGGUUUUGGACUUCUCAGUUAGAACUGCCACCACACACACUCCUCAGUUUCUUGGUCUACCCGGUGGUGCGUGGGUAAAAGAGGGUGGGUAUGAAUCUGCUGGUGAAGGAGUAGUCAUCGGAUUCGUGGAUACAGGCAUUGAUCCUACACACCCAAGCUUUUCUGAUUGUAUAUCAGACCAUCCAUAUCCGGUCCCGGCUCAUUACUCGGGCGUCUGUGAGGUUACUCCUGAUUUUCCAUCAGGAUCCUGCAACAGAAAGCUUGUUGGUGCCCGCCACUUUGCUGCAUCUGCUAUCACCAGGGGAAUAUUCAAUUCAUCUCAGGAUUACGCCUCACCAUUCGAUGGUGAUGGUCAUGGGACGCACACAGCUUCUGUUGCUGCGGGAAACCAUGGGAUCCGAGUCAUAGUUGCUGGCCAUCACUUUGGAAAUGCAAGUGGAAUGGCUCCUCGUGCUCACAUUGCUGUCUAUAAGGCACUGUAUAAGAGCUUUGGAGGUUUCGCUGCAGACGUUGUUGCCGCCAUAGACCAGGCAGCUCAAGAUGGGGUUGAUAUAAUAAGCCUAUCGAUAACUCCAAACAGGCGUCCUCCUGGAAUUGCGACAUUUUUCAAUCCCAUAGACAUGGCUCUGCUAGCAGCCGUAAAAGCUGGCAUCUUCGUAGUUCAGGCAGCUGGCAAUACUGGGCCGUCACCUAAAAGCAUUGCCUCCUUCAGCCCGUGGAUCUUCAGUGUCGGUGCUGCCACGCACGACAGGGCUUACAGUAACUCUAUCGUUCUUGGGAACAACGUGACCAUUGCCGGAGUCGGUCUCGCGCCGGGCACCGGCAAAGACACAAUGUACCCUUUAAUUUCCGCACUCGAUGCUCUGAACAACGACACAACUGUCACGAGUGACAUGUAUGUAGGAGAAUGCCAAGAUUCUAGUAGCUUCACUAAGGAACUAGUUCGGGGGAACCUUUUGAUCUGCAGCUAUUCCAUUCGAUUUGUGCUGGGGCUCUCCACAGUCAAACAAGCCUUGCAAACAGCUCACAACCUCAGUGCUGCUGGUAUUGUGUUCUACAUGGACCCAUUUGUGAUUGGGUUUCAGCUCAACCCGAUCCCAAUGAGAAUUCCUGGCAUCAUUAUUCCAUCACCUGAUGAUUCCAAGAUCCUUCUUCGGUAUUACAAUGCUUCUGUUGAGAGAGAGGGACAAGCGAAAAGGGUUGUUAAAUUUGGGGCAACUGCGCUCAUCACUGGUGGGCUAAAAGCCAACUACAGCGUGUCUGCCCCGAAAGUCAUGUACUACUCUGCAAGAGGGCCGGACCCAGAAGACAGCUUUCUUGCUGACGCAGACAUAUUGAAGCCCAAUCUUGUGGCCCCCGGGAACUCCAUAUGGGCUGCUUGGAGCUCCCUAGGGACUGAUUCAGUGGAAUUCUUAGGUGAGCACUUUGCAAUGAUGUCUGGGACGAGUAUGGCAGCUCCACACGUUGCUGGGCUGGCAGCACUCAUCAAGCAAAAGUUUCCAAGUUUCAGUCCAGCGGCCAUUGCAUCUGCACUUUCUACUACAGCUUGUGUUUAUGAUAGGACUGGUGGUCCCAUAAUGGCCCAACGGGCUUACACAAACCCGGAUAUAAACCAGUCCCCUGCUACACCUUUUGACAUGGGCAGCGGUUUUGUGAAUGCUACUGCAGCAUUGGACCCGGGACUAAUCUUCGAUUCCAGUUACGAUGAUUAUAUGCUGUUCCUCUGCGGAAUCAACGGGUCAGCCCCUGUCGUUCUCAACUACACGGGCCAGAACUGCUGGGCUUAUACUAACACGACAAGCGAACCUGACCUCAACUUACCCUCCAUCACAAUUGCGAAGCUAAAUGUAUCAAGGACUGUACAACGCACUGUCGCUAACAUUGCUGACAAUGAGACUUACACCGUAGGCUGGAGCGCUCCUUAUGGAGUGUCCCUUAAGGUCUUCCCAACCCAUUUCGAUAUAUCUGCUGGGCAGAAACAGGUACUAACUGUAGCAUUGAACGCAACUUUGAAUAGCUCUGCUGCAAGCUUCGGGAGGAUUGGAUUGUUCGGGAACCGGGGCCAUGUUGUCAGCAUUCCUGUAUCAGUUAUCGUCAAGUUCUCCCCGUCGAACUCCACAAACAUCUGAGGAUUAGAAUUCUGCUCUCUCGCUCGCUGUUGUUGUCAUUACAAGUUUGUAAUUUUGUCAUGCCUUUUUUUUUUUCCCCUCUUCUUUUCUUUUUGGGCUCUAAUUUGUUUAUUCUUGAGACAUGUAAUAUGUAUUAUCUGCACCUUCGUUAACUGUAAUGUAACAUUGUAGAUAUCAUUGAUCAUUUCCCGGAAGCGGCAUGUUUCACUUCGCUAAA